CACUUCCCCUACUUUUUUUGUAUAUUUUAAAGCAGAACAUUGAUUUUACCAGUCACGCGGCACAACGUCAACACAGUAUCGUUCUAGUGAUAUGCAUGUAUGGAACUAUACAUACUAAACGUUUUGUUUUUCAAGUUACUUGUUUUUACCACAUUGAGUUGAAUCCAAAAAUUCAUUAUUUUCUUUUGUAUAAUUGUUAUUCCAGUAUUUGUUUCAUAUUGAAUAAUCUAGUUGAUUAUGACUUCCAGAGGAAUUUUAAGCAUUCAUGAAGUUAAUUCAUUACCAGAUGAAAAUUUUGAAUGGUUAUUUCACAAUGUGAUAGAAUACAGCCCAGAGGCUGCUACAGCUGCAGUAAAUAAAAAACCAUUCUCUAGUACUGAAGAUCUCAAGAAAGCUUUUGAUGAUUAUUUAGAUAAGCUUGAUAUGUCAGAAAAAGAAAUUAUAUUAUUGCAUCAUCCUGAUUUGUCAAGCAAAUAUUCUGAAGUUAUGUUGACUGCAGAGUCAAGAAAUGAACAAAAAUUGGCUGGUCUAGAUACAAUAAAUCAAUGCGAUAAAGAAUCCUUCAUUAAUAAUUUAAGUCUGUACAAGGAAAAGUUUGGUUUUCCUUUUGUGAUAUGUGCAAGAGAAAAUAACUUAAAAUCAAUUAUGGAUCAAUUGUGCCAACGAUUACAUAACUGUAAAGAAACUGAACUUAAAGCAGGAAUAGAAGAAGUAAAAAAAAUAUGUAGAAUAAGAAUAGAUGAUUUGGUUUGGCCUGAUGUAUAAUACAAUCUAUUGACUUUUUAAUG
Messenger RNA from Trichogramma pretiosum, 788 nucleotides. Its product is annotated as 2-oxo-4-hydroxy-4-carboxy-5-ureidoimidazoline decarboxylase-like. NCBI's taxonomy places the organism in Eukaryota, Metazoa, Arthropoda, Insecta, Hymenoptera, Trichogrammatidae. The transcript is spliced from 4 exons. The record is from RefSeq and is a predicted model, not a curated record. Gene Ontology annotation, molecular function: carboxy-lyase activity. Gene Ontology annotation, biological process: allantoin metabolic process. Bases 238 to 765 code for a protein of 175 amino acids.